Messenger RNA from Schizophyllum commune H4-8, 591 nucleotides. RefSeq lists its product as uncharacterized. The transcript is spliced from 4 exons. The record is from RefSeq and is a predicted model, not a curated record. The coding region runs from base 1 to 591 and encodes 196 amino acids. NCBI's taxonomy places the organism in Eukaryota, Fungi, Basidiomycota, Agaricomycetes, Agaricales, Schizophyllaceae. Gene Ontology annotation, cellular component: Ino80 complex. Gene Ontology annotation, biological process: chromatin remodeling.
AUGCCGACGAAGACUUCGUCAAGACACUUGACGACUCGGCAGGCGGUGCUCGCGCACGUCGCAGACGCGGCCCAUGUCGCGUUGGGAGCAUCGGAGGCUGAACAAGCGUCGAAGACUACAUCUCCGGCUAAGCGACGCAAGAAGGACCUCACAGAGAGCGAGAUCGCACUUAGACGCGCAGAGACGGCGCGCAAGCGCAAGGACCUGUCUGAAAAGAAGCUGGAGGAUGAGAAGCUCGAAACUAUGAAUCGCCUGCUCAAACGCAAGGCUGGCGUCGGGCGCGGCAGAAAGAGCGCCGCUGCAAUAGCCGCCCUCGCCGCUGGAACGCCACUUGGAGGCGAGUCGGAAGUCGAAUCCGCCGAGCGCGAGCCCGAACCCGCCACGAUGUAUCGAUGGACGUCGGACGCGAAUGGCAUCAUGUUCUCUGUGCCACUGGCGGUUGCUCCGCCAGAGGAGGCAAAGCCCUCGCAGUCGAAGUCGUGUGCGGUGUCGGGGUGCGCUCAGCCGCUCAAGUACAGGUUGGUCCGCGACUGGACGAUUGGAGGAUGUGGAUUGGAACAUUUGCGUGCCCUGGAGAAGGGGGUAGUAUAG